Molecule: messenger RNA, 1916 nt
Organism: Onychomys torridus (southern grasshopper mouse)
Lineage: Eukaryota; Metazoa; Chordata; Mammalia; Rodentia; Cricetidae
Gene: Pex19
Product: peroxisomal biogenesis factor 19
Exons: 8
Coding region: 20-919 (299 amino acids)
Biological process (GO): protein import into peroxisome membrane
Cellular component (GO): peroxisome; peroxisomal membrane
Source: RefSeq, a predicted model, not a curated record
GCAAGUCGGAGGCAGCAAGAUGGCGGCCGCUGCGGAAGGUUGCGAUGUUGGGGUCGAAGCGGACCGGGAACUGGAGGAGCUUCUGGAAAGUGCUCUUGAUGAUUUCGAUAAAGCCAAACCCGCCCCAGCACCCCCUCCUACCACCUCGGCCCCAGAUGCUUCAGGGCCCCAGAAGAGAUCGCCAGGAGACACUGCCAAAGAUGCCCUCUUCGCCUCCCAAGAGAAGUUUUUCCAGGAACUGUUUGACAGUGAGCUGGCCUCCCAAGCCACAGCGGAGUUCGAGAAGGCAAUGAAGGAGCUGGCUGAAGAAGAGCCCCACCUGGUGGAGCAGUUCCAAAGGCUCUCAGAGGCGGCUGGGAGAGUGGGGAGUGAUGCAAACUCUCAACAAGAAUUUACUUCUUGCCUAAAGGAGACGUUAAGUGGGCUAGCCAAAAAUGCCACUGACCUUCAGAACUCAGGCAUGUCUGAAGAGGAGCUGACCAAAGCCAUGGAAGGGCUGGGCAUGGAUGAAGGGGAUGCGGAAGGGAACAUUCUCCCCAUCAUGCAGAGUAUCAUGCAGAACCUACUGUCUAAGGAUGUACUUUACCCAUCCCUGAAGGAGAUCACGGAAAAGUAUCCAGAAUGGUUGCAGAGUCACCAGGAAUCUAUUCCUCCAGAGCAGUUCGAAAAAUAUCAGGAGCAGCACAUUGUUAUGGGCAAAAUAUGUGAGCAGUUUGAGGCAGAGACACCCACGGACAGUGAGGCUACUCACAGGGCUCGUUUUGAGACGGUGCUAGACCUCAUGCAGCAGUUACAGGACUUGGGCCAUCCUCCAAAAGAGCUGGCUGGGGAGAUGCCUCCUGGCCUCAACUUUGACCUGGAUACCCUCAAUCUGUCGGGCCCACCAGGUGCCAAUGGCGAACAGUGUCUGAUCAUGUGAAACACAACACGUUUUUCCUCCCUGAGUCCCAGCCAUGGGGAGCAUCUGGAGUCAGCAGAACCACUGGGAACUGAGUCAGGAGUAUCGUCUCUGGGAGCCAGCUGCCCCCCACUCUCUACAUCCCAUUCAAGACUGUGCCAUACCAGCUGAGGAUCUGUUCUGUAGGCCAUUUCUAUGAGCCGUACUCCAUCAUGCGCUCUGCUGUUAGAAACAGGCCAAUUCAUUGCCAGGUGGAGGAAGGCAUCCCUUUUGGGGCAUUUCACUUCUUCCCGCUCCCAAAAGUAAUGUUAUAUAUGACUGUACUCAUGCCCCCUUGAUUCCCAGGGACUUCGUGCCUUGUUUCUGCUCCCUGCCUUGGAGCUGGGGAGCAGGAGCUGAGUCCUUAGACUUUGUGUUUCCAUUAGGCAGGGCCUCUGGGAGUGAGGAGAAAUGGAGCCUGCCCUGGGGCUGGACGUUUGUCACCACAUCUCCUUCCCUUCAUUUUGAACUCUGAAGGGAAAGGAACUUUGCACUUACCUGUGGUCAAGUUGGAAGAGAAGCCCUGGCUUUUCCUGGCCCUAGGUGCUGCAUUCUUAAUUCUUGUUUCCUCCUGACAACUCACGUUGCUACCCUGGUUCUUUCUUCAACUCUGUGAUUUAGGUGAACCCAGCUCUUGACCUUCCUUUGCCCCCUGGCUGUCUUCUUCCCUCUCUUUUUAGACUCUUAUUUAUUCCAGCCCCUCUGAACCAAUGUUGUGAUUGAUGAAGGCCAAUCUUGUUUCCUUCCAUCUAGUACCUCUACCAUUCUCCCUGGACCCUUCCCUUCCCUGGCCAACACAUAACUGUAGUGUCAGAUCUGGUAAAUAAAUGGCCAUUCUACCCAGAUACAUUCUGGCUUACUUGGGACAUCAGAUUCCGUAGAAUCCUUAGUUCAGGAAGGUGCUUGGGAAAGGGAUGUGGCCUGAGUCUUUUUUCCUGCAAGCCCCAGGGGACAGUAUCUAAUAAAUAUUCUGAGCGUA